Molecule: messenger RNA, 5073 nt
Organism: Histoplasma mississippiense
Lineage: Eukaryota; Fungi; Ascomycota; Eurotiomycetes; Onygenales; Ajellomycetaceae
Exons: 10
Coding region: 1-5073 (1690 amino acids)
Biological process (GO): regulation of DNA-templated transcription
Cellular component (GO): nucleus
Molecular function (GO): DNA-binding transcription factor activity, RNA polymerase II-specific; transcription cis-regulatory region binding; zinc ion binding
Source: RefSeq, a predicted model, not a curated record
AUGUCAUCUCCUGAGUUCAACUCCGCAGCGUCGUUAUCCUCCUCUCCAUCCUCGCCAGUGGACCCUGUCACCGGUCAUGUUCCCACAGCUCCCACCCCAGCUUCCGGGUCUCCGGAUUCUUCUACUUCCUCCUCCACUGCUUCCUUGCCGGACUCAUUUGAAACAACUGGAGCCAUAGCAACAACUCAGCUGAUGGACUCUCAGGGAUCAACCCAGAAUGCUGAGACAACUAGACAUACUCUGCUAGAGUUUCUGCAGAAUGAACACCCUGAGACAGGGAAUAAUCAACAACAGCAAGGGCCGUACGCUACCAAUACAGGGGGGAACAGUGCUACGAGCCUUGAGCGAAAGAGGAGGCUCACUAGCGCUAGUGAUAUCACCUGUUACGCUCGCCCGGGAGCUGGUAGAGCCCCGGCAGAUCCUGGUUCGUCAGGACCUCGACCUAGCAGCUCUGUCACUCAGUCGUGGGAACGUUCCAGUCCAGUACUGCCGGGAAGCUCGAGGGAGAAUGCGAUUGAUCUCUCAGGGUCUCAAGAGUCAGUCUCGCGGCAGCUGAGCUCGUUGCGGGAUCGAGAAAAUAGCUUUGCAGAUUACGAGCUGCCCCGCUGGCAACCCGACUCUGAAGCUUCGAAAUGCCCUAUCUGUGGUACCCAGUUCAGUUUUUGGUAUAGAAAGCAUCACUGCAGGAAAUGCGGGCGUGUCGUUUGUGCUUCGUGUUCACCGCAUAGAAUCACCAUCCCACGCCAGUUCAUUGUUCGUCCGCCUGAAUCUGAUAGACAUCGUUCCACUCUUCUUCUGCCGAAUCCCUCUGAAGCUCAAGUUAUUAGCCUCAUUGAUAACGAUGAAGAGAGCUCGUCAGCAAAUGCCAGAACCCGUGGGCAGCAACGACGACAACAACAAAGAGAUCGACACUCUCCGAAUUCAGCCUUGGGAGGCGGAGAAGAAGUCCGUUUAUGUAAUCCUUGCGUCCCUGACCCAAACCCUGAGCCUCCCAGGCGCUAUACAAGCGCUGGCUCAUUGCUCUCAUCCUCCCUGACAUCCUGGCCGGGCGAUACGUCAGGGGCUUCUCAUGCACAUACACACCGUCAUUCUGCAUUGCCAGACUUCUAUCGUAACGGUGGUCCAUAUACACGUGGAACUAACCCAUUUCACCGACCGUCUGCAUCCCUAUCAUCGGCCGCCAAUAUGCAGCUUUCUCCGGCAGCUCGCGAGCUCCGAAGACAGCGGAGUCGCGGCAUGAUUUUCCAGCCCGAGACUCCUCAAAUUCAGCGAGUGGCAAGCCGGGAAGGGCUAUCCGAUGAAAACCUGCCGUCGUACGGAACAUUCGAUUACACCGUGCCCCCGAAUGUCCGAGGCAUGCCGCUGAGAUAUCAAUCAAUACAACAAGCGACUGGCGGCCUGCAUCCUAGCUACUCCCCGCCAACAUAUUUUUCACCAUCUGGUGCGGCAUUCCCGCAGAGCCCCCGGCAGCGUACCGGCCACUCCACAGCACGCUCCAUGCCAUCACACCACCGUGGACCAUCAAACGACUUUCUCCACAGCAUAAGCACUUCAUCUUCCAGCCGAAAUCGCCCCUUACCUCCUGGCCCGCCGCACCACCACCGCCACCUGAUUGACGAGAACGACAUUUGUCCUAUCUGUGGCCGCCUCCUCCCACCCCGCGCGGCAGAUGGCAGCGAAGCCGCGCGAGAAGCCCACGUUCGUGAGUGUAUACAAGGACACGAGAUCGGACAUGGACACGGACACCGACACGGACAUGGGCAUCCCACUAACGGGCGUACCAGCCGCACCGGUCGUCGCACGUCACAGUCCAAUUCCAAUGGUAAUGAUCACAAUGACCGCCCCUUACGGAUGUUGCCCUUUACAGCUACGGAGAAAGAUUGUGUUGGCGAGGAGGGCGUGCAGCAGGAAUGUACGAUUUGCAUGGAGGAGUAUGAAGUCGGGGACCACCUGGCACGGUUGGAGUGUCUGUUUAGCAAGUGUUUCGUCCAGCCCUGCGACAGCCAUCGGAGGAACACAACCACAGUCAUCAACUGGGCGAGCAAGGCUUCAGAGAAUGUCUAUCUUUCGCGAACGGACAGAUAUACGCUCUAUCCUCAGGUAUGCCUUGUGCCUGACGCUGCCAAGCGCUCAGUGUUCGCCAUAUUUUUGCCACCCAUCCAUCGGCCUCCAGUUGGUGUCAGAUCGCUGAGAUCGGUCAUUGAAAGCACCGUCUGCCGUGCGCUAUCGGGUGUCACCCACAUCGUCGAGAAAGCGCUCGCUCACGCGUGGCAGCCCCCCACCGCCCCGCACAUUCCACCAGGAAAAAAGGGGUUCGCGGUUCCACCCACAGUUGCUGAUUCCAUGGAUGCCAAUCCGCGAGUUCCUCUCCGUCAGUCUGCGCCCUCGCAGUCUUCAUCCACGCCCACCUCCGAUCUGAGCGCCCAGCAAACCCAUAAUAGUUACUACUACGAAAGCCCGAACCAGCAGUCUCCACACUCCGCAACCCUUGGCAGCGGGGCCCUCGACGAUGAUGAUAGCCGUGACCAUGAGCGGGACCACGGCAUCGGGCUCGGGCCCAGGACGGGUACAUAUACCGAAUCCAUCGCCGUGACAGAUAUCAACAACCCGAACAACCCGAACGACCCCUUGGCCGACCUGAAACGCCCACGGGCCUGCGAGGCCUGUCGACAGCUGAAGGUGCGCUGCGACCCGCACCCUGAAAGCCCGGAUGGCCCGUGCAAACGUUGUACGAAGGCGAAUCGCCGCUGCGUCGUUACAGUGCCGACGCGCAAGCGGCAGAAGAAGGCAGAUAGCCGUGUCGCGGAGCUGGAGCGGAAGAUUGAUGCACUGACCGCAAGUCUACAGGCGACCAGAGCGAGGAAUGGGAGUAGUGUUGGAGGCGGCGCUCCAGAGAGCUCUGCGUUACGGUCUGGGUCUGCGGCAGAGGACGUGCCCGCUGCCCACUGGAUGGGCGCACAACGACAAGGGAAUGAAAACAGACGGGCUACCACGGGAGGUUCUACAGCGGGCCUAGCUGGGAAUAAAAGAUUUGCCAGCGGGGAGUUUAAACCUAGGCUCGGGGCUGGGGUCCUGGUGCCGCUGGCUGCCAGGCCUCACAGCCCGACGACAGAGAGCUCGUCGACCUUCUAUGAUGGGUCGAAUCAUGGUGGUGACGGGAAUGGUCCCGAUUCAUGGGCUCCGCUAUUGCCUCCCAUCGACCGAGCGCCCAAAGCUCGCUACGAUUAUGAAUACACAGACGUCAUUGAUCGAGGGGUGGUGGAUACGGAAAUGGCUCUCAAGUGUUUCAACCGCUACGUGAACGAGAUGUCUCCGUUACUUCCAUUCAUCGUCUUCCCCCCGGAAACUACCAUGGCCGAGGUGCGUCGGACGAAACCCAUCCUCUUAUUAGCUAUCCUGGCCGUAUCAAUUGGCAUUUUCAACGCUGAGCUGCAAGUUACCCUGUUGAACGAGGUCUUCCGCCUCUUUGCAGAUCAUGUAAUUGUCAGGGGAUCGAAAUCUCUCGAAUUGGUGCAGGCAAUUGUGGUAUCGAUGAUAUGGUAUAGGCCGCCGGAGCAUUACGAGGAAAUGAAGUUUUACCAGCUCAUACACAUUGCGACGACGAUGGCGAUGGAUCUAGGCAUGAACAGGAGAACCAAGUCAACGGCUAAGUCAAAGUCAAAGGGCAUGUGGAGGGAACUUAUGGGCAAGAAAACUGUCAUGGUUGAGCCUGAUGCACCGGAGACUAGGAGAGCGUGGCUGGGGUGCUAUUUUAUGUGUGUUAACGUUGCAAUGUCCCUUCGGCGAUCCCUUCUCACGCUUCAAUGGGUGAAACUGGCUCACCUUGGCGAAGAGGUCCUGUUCCAGUUUUCAAUGGAUGAUCCCGUCACGAAUGUUGACAUAACGGACCCCAAAAGUCAGUAUGCUUUAAAGGGAUUCGAAAGACGGUUGGCGGAAUGGCGAAAAGAGGUUCCGCCUGAGUGCUAUUCUCCUAUCAUGCACCACUACGAGCUCAUUCUCAACGUCUACAUGCAUGAAAUCGGCAUGCACGCUGACCACAAUAUCGACGAUUUCAAGCCUCCUUUUUUAAAUAGCCUUAGCACCGAAAAUCCGAUCGACUUGGGAACCCCCGCCCAUGUCGACGCACUAACCGUCUGUCUCACGUCCAUCCAUGACGCAUUUGAGACGUUUAUCUCCCUCGAUUAUUUAACUAUCCAAUCUAUCCCCACCAUCCACUUUGUCCGUACAGCAUACGCCUCCGUCGCUCUUAUCAAACUACAUACCGCCGCGUCGUAUCCUGCCACUCGAUUGGGUCAAGUAUUCAAUCCAACAGACUUCAAGAUUGAAUACUUCCUCACCAAGAUCAUUGCGCAAUUGAAGGACUCUGGGGAUCGCAUUUCCGGACGGGUAACAUCCAGAUUCGCCCUGAUGCUGGGGAUGUUAAAGACGUGGUUUAUUAAGAGGAAGGAAGGAAAGCCAAUUACGGGUAGUGGUCCCCCGUACAACUUUUUCCAGCCGAAAGAUAUUCGGGCGUAUUUGGCACCGGAGCCACGGGAAUCGGAAUCACAGAGCACGAAGCAGAAUCAGGAUACUAGUAACUCAGAACCAACACCCUUACAUCUCCAGACUCACACAACCGUGGAUGGUCCAGAGACCCAACACUCCCACCACAGCCCUUCAAACUUAUCCCCUCAGAAUAUCCGCACCGAUGCACAUCCCACUUCUCUCCCGAACCACCAACCAUCAACCGCCACUUCCGACGCUGCUAGUAACACAGUCUCCCAGAGUGAUCACUGGACCCCCUUCCCGCCCUCCGCGGGCAUGGGUAUUUUCCCCACAGCGCCAAACCUACCUUUAUCGUCCCAGGGCCUAUCCCAUAACCAGAACCCCCAGAAUCCGACUCAGGGUUACGUUCCCGCGGACCCAGGUGGGAUUGGAAAUCCACAGCAUGCGGAAAUGGAUCCUCAACAGGCCUUUAUGUCGAACCAGAAUAUGCAAUUCAUGUUCCAGCCCGACGAACUUGCUGUUCUGGGAAAUAUUUGGGAUGAUAUUUUUUUUACUUUCCCAUUGGACGAGACCGGCCAGCCGUGGUGA